AUGAAAAUUAAAUAUUUAAUAAUUUUAAUAAUAAAUUUAAUAUUUUUAAAUUCAAUUGUAAAUUCACAAACUACCCAACUUACAGUAUCAACAUCAACAGGUAUUGAUAAUUAUCAAUGUGGUGUUUAUCAACCAUGUAAAACAAUUGAUGGUGCAUUAAAUUCUUAUAAAUAUAGUUAUGGAGAAUCUUAUCCAUUGGUAUUAAAUUUCUUAGUUGGAAGCUAUUCCACUUUAACAUCACAGAAUGUAACAGCUUUAAAUGUAACAUUUAAUGCAGCGUUACAAUAUAGUUAUGAGAUGGUUAGCUUUGUAAGCAAUCUUUCAACACCAAUGUUUAACAUUUAUCAGACAUCAUCACCAGCAAAUACCAAUCUUUAUUUCAAUGGUAUUCAAAUUGUAAAUCCAACCUAUACAGGAAUUCGUACUGAUGGUUUGAUCCAUAUUGAUCCAUUCGGAUAUUAUGAAGCCGGUCAAGUUAAUAUUGAAUUUAACCAAGUUUCAAUUCCAUAUGGACUAGUAGCUGACCUUAUUUAUGUCGAUGGCCAAUAUGUGGAUAUGGAUGAUGCAAAUAAUGGUUGGUCCGAUAGUUUGGCAAUUGACGCGGCAACAUCAACACCAUCAAUUUCAAUUAGUUUCUUUAAUUCCCAAUUUGGUAAUGACUAUUAUACAUCAACAUUCGCAAAUUCAUUGGUUUACUCACUAAAAUACCCAAUUUCAUUGACUGUCGAUAGUUGUAAUUUCACAAAGGUCAUUGCAAGUGAAACACUCUUCCCAAUUGGUGGAUCUCAAAUUUCAUUUUCAAACAUUCAAAUGAGUGACAUUUUAGUUGUCUCCAAACCAUUCUUUAUUUUUGAAAACUCACAAAUCACCAUUAGAGAUAGUAGUUUCGCUGGAACACUUGAUAGUGCUCAAUUCUUAAUUAGUUUUGGUAGUUUCCUUGAUUUUAGAAACAAUGAGGCUGUCUUCAACUAUCAAGCAAACUCUUGGAAUCAAGACUUCCCAGUUUUAGAUAUUGAGAAAUCUUUUGCUACAAUCUCAAAUUCUACCAUCUCCUUGGACGGCCAACAACAACAACAAACUGAUCAAGGUAUUAUCUAUGCUGUAAACUCUGACAUUAGUCUUAGAUUAAAUCUCAUCUCUUCAAAUAUUAGUUUUAUAAUCAAUUCCGAUGGUUCAAAUUUUUAUGGCUAUUUACUCACCUUCCAACAAACUUAUACCUCUCAAUAUAGUUAUCUUGUUUGUUCAAAAACUCAUAAAUCCACUUUUAGAGGUGAUGAAACAUUUUCAUAUAUGCCAACCUUUUCUAAAAAUUGUAACUACUAUGAACAAUAUAUAAAUACUGUAUCCGCCUUAAACUUUGUUUUCGUUGGUGUUGCUUUUGUUUUAUUAUGCUCUGGUAUAGUCUGUUGUUUUAGAAUUUGUUUUGAAAAAAGAAAAUUAAAGAAAAAAGUAGAUACUCAUACUUAUACACCAGUUUCUAAUGGUGAAAUUACUCCAAUUAAUCCAGGUGUUCCAAUUGAUUCAUCUUCUUAA
This is a messenger RNA of Dictyostelium discoideum AX4, 1533 nucleotides long. RefSeq lists its product as hypothetical. Bases 1 to 1533 code for a protein of 510 amino acids. NCBI's taxonomy places the organism in Eukaryota, Evosea, Eumycetozoa, Dictyosteliales, Dictyosteliaceae. The transcript has a single exon. The record is from RefSeq and is a predicted model, not a curated record.